Lates calcarifer (barramundi perch) is the source of this 1703-nucleotide messenger RNA. It is a transcript of the gene tnfsf13b, whose product is annotated as TNF superfamily member 13b. The transcript has 6 exons. Lineage: Eukaryota; Metazoa; Chordata; Actinopteri; Centropomidae. Gene Ontology annotation, biological process: immune response. The record is from RefSeq and is a predicted model, not a curated record. Gene Ontology annotation, cellular component: membrane. The coding region runs from base 268 to 1062 and encodes 264 amino acids. Gene Ontology annotation, molecular function: tumor necrosis factor receptor binding; receptor ligand activity.
GGUUAGCCAAGCGGAACAAUACAGGGGAAGCUGUUUAACCAUUUUGUAUUUAUUCUGCGUAGUCCCUCCGACUAAACUGAAACCGGCCACAGAAGGAUAGAAACAAUUGUUAAGAGAGUCAGCCUGUAGAGAGGGACUGAGGUAAAGCUGGAGGCUCUAGAGAAAACUUUAUGACAGACACAAACAUCCGCCAUUCCUAGUCAGAAGUUUCUUACAGUACAGGCGUGAGACCAGUCAUGCUUCCAGUGUGAGUUCUCUGGAGAUUGUAUGGGCCCUGCAAUGGCAGUUUUGGCAGGUGUGAAGCCUGGGAACGGACAACGGACAGGUGAAGGGAGGCUGUCCUGGCCAGUUUUCCUGCUGACACUAGCUGCUGUCACCUCCUCCUCUCUUUCAGCUUUGUCCCUGUACCAACUGAUGGGUCUCCGAGCUGAGGUAGAGAGAUUCAAAUUAGAGGUCUGUCGCAGGAGAGAAGAGGGACAAGAGGUCAAGCAUGGAGGCCAGACUGAGAAUAUCAGUAGCAGGGGAAGCAGCCAAGAGCCCAUCCGCCAACCCGAAACUCAAAAUGCUUUUGGCCUUACAAGGAGGAGGAGAAUGGUGGCUACAACAGAGACACCAGUUUCGCAGCCUUUCCUGCAGCUGUUGGCAAACAACAGCAGAAAAACCUUCAGGAAAGACUUUGACUUGGAGCCUUACACAGGUAUCCCCUGGCAGACUGGACUGAGAAGGGGCAAUGCCUUGGGGGCUGAGGGAGACAGCAUCACAGUCAGAGAGGAGGGCUUCUUCUUUGUGUACAGUCAGGUCUAUUACAUGGACAGCACCUUUGCAAUGGGUCACGUGGUGAUUCGGAGGAAGAGGAACGUGGUAGGAGAUGAGCCUCAGUGUGUAGUCCUGUUCCGCUGCAUCCAGAGCAUGAACCCCAUCUACCCUUUCAACACCUGCUACACAGGAGGUAUUGUGAAGCUGGAGGUUGGGGACCAGCUGGAGCUUCUGAUCCCCCGCUCCACAGCCAACGUGUCUCUGGAUGGAGACUCCACCUUCCUGGGUGCUUUCAAACUGGUUUAAAGUGUGUCACCUCACUUUGGACCCAAGAGAUGCUGUUGUCAUGGGAAAGAGGUGCCAUAUUGGGGACAGAGGGAGAAACAAAGCACAUUUCUGCUGACCUUGCCUGACUUUGGUCGUUUGAGAGAAGAAUACAGGAAGCAGCCAUUUCUGCACUGGCUGAAUGACAGACUGUGUGACUACUUGCAAGUUCAGCCUAAGCAGACAUGAGGGGGACUAUGAGUUGAUGGCAUUGUCUUACUUUUAAUAUACACUUUUUAUGUGCACCUCGUAGCUACAGCUUUAUUUUGUUCAUAUCUACCACACACCAAGACAAAAUAUUGUAAAUUGCCAGAAUCAGAUACUUUGUCUUCAAGUAAUCACAAACACAUAGCAUAGUUUGACUUGUAGGAGGUGUGUUACUCGUGUGAAAUCAUUCUUAUAUUCUUAAAUGCACUGAUGGAUACCUACUGUAGCAGCAGCAUCACUAUACCACUGACACAAUUCCCCUUAUAUGCUUCUUCUUUUAUAUAUGCCCACUAUACUCUGACAGAACAGCCUCGUUAUCUUCUAAAUGGCACAAUCUGAUUUAAGUUUACCUGUAUAUGUCUAAAAGAUAUGCAAAAUCUGAAACAAUAAAGUGACAGUUCUUGCUCAAGAGAUGA